Cladophialophora bantiana CBS 173.52 is the source of this 5187-nucleotide messenger RNA. RefSeq lists its product as uncharacterized. The transcript has 7 exons. The coding region runs from base 1 to 5187 and encodes 1728 amino acids. Gene Ontology annotation, molecular function: protein binding. Lineage: Eukaryota; Fungi; Ascomycota; Eurotiomycetes; Chaetothyriales; Herpotrichiellaceae. The record is from RefSeq and is a predicted model, not a curated record.
AUGACUGAUCCUCUGAGCAUCGCCGCGAGCAUCAUCGCCGUCAUUCAAGCUACCGACAAAGUAUUGACAUGCUGCUACUCCUACGUCGGAAGAGUCAAAAGCGCGGCAGAAGACAUCGACAGAGCGGUUCAAGAAACUAGUCUCCUCAAAGGACUCCUACUGAACCUCCAUGAGCUAGCCCAGGAUGAGUCUAAUAACCAAAGACUCGCGAGCUUAGUUGCUCUGGCGGGUGCAUUGUCCAUUUGCACCGAAGCACUUGAGGAGAUCGAGACAAAACUCCAGCCACGGCCAACGAAAUUGACAACAAAACAAAGGCUCCUCUGGCCGUUUGAGUCGAAGAAGCUGGAGGAGAUUCUUGAACGUAUGCGGAAGCAGAAACCGACAUUACUAUUAGCCCUGGCUACCAAAAAUAUGGAUGUCACAAGGAAGAUCCGAAAUGACGUCGAAGACAUUCAAAACUCGAUAGAAUCUGCGCAGCUGCAUGACAAGCGGGAGAAGAUUUUGAAUUGGCUUCGGCCAAAUGAUCCCAAAGACAAACACAUGAUCUCCAGGCUGGAACAUGAGGAGGGGACGAACCAAUGGGUUCUCGACAAUCCAAAGUUCAGAAAAUGGAUACAGGAGCCGAGACAGAGUAUUUGGCUGCACGGCAUUCCAGGUUGCGGUAAGACAAUCAUGUCCUCAACCAUCAUUGAACACGUCAUGAAGCUUUGCCAGUCUAAAAGUGGCAGUAGGCUGGCUUACUACUACUUUGACUUCAGUGACGCUACUAACCAGAAGCUGUCUGUCUUGUUACGUUCUCUAAUUUUUCAACUAUGUAUGAAAAUGGAUUUAGUGCCAGACGCAAUGUCGGUUCUAUACGAUAAAUGCGACCGAGGACGAUCAAAUCCUUCAGAAAAGAGUCUCACGGAGACUCUUUUUGGCAUUCUAAACUCUGAUGAACAAACAUACAUCAUUAUUGACGGCCUCGACGAGUGUCCGGACGAACCCAACAAUUCUGAAAGGGCAAGGCUAAAUGACUUGGUCCUCGGCGUAAUCGGCAAGCAUCCUGGAAAUUACAACUUCCUCUUCACCAGUCGAAAGGAGUAUGAUAUUGAAGAAGCAAUGAAAGCUAUUUCGAAGCGCACGGAUCUUCAUGUCAUUGAAAUCCAGACGGAAAACGUGGACUCUGAUGUGCGUCUUCACAUUCGGGGGUUUGUUUCUGGACACAAGCGCAUAUCCAAAUGGACGACAUCCAUCCGUGAAGAGAUAGAGGAUGAACUUGUGAAGGGAUCUCAGGGGAUGUUUCGCUGGGCGAAAUGCCAACUGCAAAUUAUCGGCAACUGUAUUCUUUCGGGUACAGCAAGAAAGAAGUUAAAACAGCUGCCGAUUACUCUCUACGAUACUUACGAUAGAAUCCUUGAGUCUAUUUCUGAAGAGAACAUUAGCGCUGUUCGAUCGGCACUCAUGUUCCUAGCAUAUUCAAUCACACCGAUGGGGGUUGAAGAGCUUGCUGAUGCCGUCGUGAUCAACGUUGAAGAGCAGUCGUUUGAUCCUAAAGAGCGAACGAGUGACCCGCUUUCAGUGAUUCUGGAGCUGUGUUCCAGCCUUGUGACAGUCACCGAGGCACCCCGCGACGACAAACCCUGGCUAUUCUCAUACACCGGGCGAUACGGGCCGUUAGGGGUGGUUAGAUUCUCCCAUUACUCAGUCAAAGAGUACAUAAUCUCAGAAAGAAACAAGCAGACGGCGCUGAAUUCCUUUUAUUUCAACGAAACAAGUUCUCACGAGCAUAUCACCCAAGCACUACUGUUGUAUAUUUUGACAGUUGCAUUCUCUGACCUAGACGCACCAAUUCCAACACGUGACAGGAAAUACCACCCACUCAGAAAAUACGCGUCGCAAUACUGGCCGCAACAUUAUCGCCAGGUUCCUCCAGAAAAGCGAUCAGGUCAGUUAUUGGAACACGUUCACUCGCUUUUCGACACCGAGGACCCUAGACCGUACAUAUUUUGGCUGCGCGUACAUAAUCAAGAUUACAACCCGAACAACCUAGUCUCACAUCAUGUUGGGCGAAACCUGGAUCAAUUUGCCCCGCCAAUUUACUUUGCCUCGCUGCUGGGCCAGCUGAGCACAUGCAAAUGGUUAAUCGAGAAAGGCUGCCGAAUCAACAAUCCUAGUGGGAGCUGCACUCUAGGAGAUCCUCUCCAGGCCGCCGCGCUUGGAAAUUACACAGAAAUUGUUCAGCUUCUCUUGGAUGAGGGUGCCCAGGUAAAUACGGACUGUGGAUACUUCGGAGAUCCCUUGCAAGCAGCUGCUUUUAGCGGCGGCUUUGAAACUGUUGAGCUUCUACUCAAAAAUGGCGCUGUCAUAAAUACCGAGCACGGCGAGUACGGCAAUGCGUUAAUUGCUGCUGCUCACAUGGGUCAUUUGCGAGUUGCAAAGAAACUGAUUAUGUGCGGAGCUGAUCCUGAGCUUAGGAGCACACAUCACAGCAAUGCGGUUGCUGGCGCUGCAUCUUCAGGACAAGCAGAGCUAGUCAAGCUUCUGCUCCUCAAGGGAAACGACAUCAAUGAUCCGAACGAGCCAACUGGAAGCGCUCUUUACUGUGCAUCAAAGACGGGUGACGUUCAACUGGUACGAAUGCUCAUCAAAGCUGGGGCGAAAGUCAAUGUCAUAUCUGGUGAUCUACAUACUGCUCUCCAGGUGGCCUGCAAUGAAGGUCAUGUUCAAGUGGUCAAGGUUCUGCUAGCUAAUGAUGCAGAUGUCAACCUUUUCGGUGGUAAGUUGGAUUCAGCGCUCCAGGCUUGUAUUGACCAUGGCGAUCUGGAUAUCUUGCAUCUCCUACUAGACCACGGGGCCGACUUAAAUCAUGAGGGGGGACGCUACCACUCGCCGCUUCAUUGCGCCACUUUCAGAGGCAAAGUAAGAGCAGCAGAAAUUCUCCUCGAUAGAGGCGCAGGAUUCAACGAUAGGAUAUUUCUCAUGGCCAUCGAAUAUGGACACAAGUCUCUGGUAAAGAGAAUGUUUUCUAAAAGAGUCAACGUGAAUGCCCAGGAGAAGGAAGGAACUGCGCUGCAGCUCGCAAUUCAAAGUAAGGAUAUGGAGACUGCUCGAGCCUUACUCGCAGACGACAGCAUCGAAAUCGAUGCUCGAGGCGGCGAAUACGGUGCUACGGCACUGCAUCUGGCACUGAAGAUCGGCAACGAGGAAAUGGUACGAGAACUGCUUCGCAAAGGAGCAUCUGUCAAUUCUGAAGGGGGGGAGUUUUACAAACCACUCACCGCUGCCGUCAUCAGCCAUGACGAGAAGCUGAUACGCCUUAUCCUUGACGCUGGGGCUGACAUCAAUGGCCACAGAGGUGGCUGGUACGAGUCUGCUCUCAAUGCUGCUGCUCGCGCAGGUCUAAAAACGGCCGUCAAUCUCUUUUUAGAUCUUGGCAUGGAUGUCAAUGAAUCGUCCGGCCGGAAUGAAAAUGACAAGUCAACACCACUCCAGUGUGCAUGUCAAAGGUCAGAUGUUGAGAUGGUGAAGCUUCUGGUCUCGCGAGGAGCAGACAUCAAUGCUCCUCCUGGAGAUGAGGGAAAUGCUCUUGCAUGUACCGUCGGACACAAAUGGGGUCUGAACGUCAGCGACGAAGACACCCAGAAGCUCGUUUACUUUUUACUCAAAAACGGCGCCGACGCUAGCUGUCCCGAACUAGAGCAGGGCUGCUCUGGAUACCAUCGGCGGUCCACUGCAUUGGACCUUGUGAUCAGACGUCAGAAAAAUGAUCUCGUUCGUGUUUUUCUUGCCCAUGGGAUGAAGUUCUGUUUGAAUUCUCUCCGAAUUGCUGUAGAAAGCCGAAACGAGGAAAUCGUUAGGCGAAUCAUUGCAAGCGGUGCCGAUAUCAAUGAGGGUGGAUAUAUUUUACUUUGUGAUGCCAUCAAUAGUGGCAAUCGGUCCAUCAUUCAGCUGCUCUUGGAUGCAGGGGCCGAUGUAAGCAGGCAGCAAGAAGGAAAAUAUAACUAUGGUUGUGCCCUAGGAUGCGCUCUCGAAAGGGAAGAUCUCCACCUCGUCCGACAGCUAUUAGACCUAGGCGCCGACCCUAACGGCUUUGCUGGGGUUUUCGGACCAGUACUCCGGCUCGCAGUGCAUAAAGGACUGACAGCAAUAGCGACUUUGAUGAUUGAAAAGGGCGCGGAUCCCAAUGCCAGCACAGAUGAUUUCCAAUCGCCGCUUGAGGCCGCGGUAAACCAGAACAGCGAGUCCAUGAUUCGUCUGCUGUUGGAUGCGGGAGCAGAUGUCAAUGUUGACGGUGGCCGCCCAUUCCUUACUGCCUGUAGCAGUGGAAAGACACACCUUGUCAAGCUCCUCAUUGAUGCCGGAGCAGAGAUCCACAUCCAGCAAGGUGUGCCGGGGUAUGCUCUGCAGAUGGCAGCAAAAUGGGGGCAUAUGGGUGUUUGCAAGCUUCUCAUAUCUCUCGCAGUCGACGUCAAUGCUCAAGGUGGCGAAGCCGGGGAUGCCCUUCGAGCGGUUCUGGGUAACAUGCAUCUCUGCGGAUCCGACACAGCGGCAUCAAUUGUCAAAUACCUUCUUAGCAUCGGCGCCGAUGUAAAUGCACCACCAUGUCAAAACUAUGUCAGCACACUGCAAGCAGCCGUGUCCAACGGCCAUGGCAGAUGCAUUGAUGCUCUAGUUGAGGCCGGAGCAGACGUCAAUGCUUAUGACCCAGAGUUUGGGACUGCCCUCAUAUCAUCAGCACGGUUUGCGAACAAAAACUGGUCCCACAAAUUGCUCGACCUCGGAGCCAACCCACAUCUAAUCGGUGGCCCAUACGGCAGUGCGCUUCAUGCUGCGGCUAGGGACGGCGAAAUGGAGCUUGUGGAGCGCCUUCUGGACAAAGGAGUCGAUGUGAAUCUUGUUGCAGGAAAGUAUGGCCAUGUGCUUCAGGCUGCUUGCAACCCACGCGGAAAUGUCGAUUAUCUACCUUGCGUCCGACUACUGAUCCAGCGCGGUUCGGAUGUUAAUGCCAAGGGUGGUAAAUAUGAAACAGCACUCCAAAGCGCAGCGAAGCGUGGGAAGUUCGAAGCCGUGAAAGUACUGCUCGAGCACGGUGCGGAUCCUUUGGUCCGCGGCGGAAAAUUUGGGACUGCAAUGGAGGCGGCAAAGGCCAAAGGGCACUGGCACAUUCUCAAUUAUCUUGAAAGAUAUAUUCGACAGCAUCAGUAA